Molecule: messenger RNA, 736 nt
Organism: Protobothrops mucrosquamatus (brown spotted pit viper)
Lineage: Eukaryota; Metazoa; Chordata; Lepidosauria; Squamata; Viperidae
Product: homeobox protein meis3-like
Exons: 9
Coding region: 1-735 (244 amino acids)
Biological process (GO): eye development; positive regulation of cell population proliferation; animal organ morphogenesis
Molecular function (GO): RNA polymerase II cis-regulatory region sequence-specific DNA binding; DNA-binding transcription activator activity, RNA polymerase II-specific
Source: RefSeq, a predicted model, not a curated record
AUGAUCCAGGCUAUCCAAGUGCUGAGAUUUCAUCUCCUGGAGUUAGAAAAGGUUCACGACCUCUGCGACAACUUCUGCCACCGCUACAUCACCUGCCUCAAAGGCAAGAUGCCCAUCGACUUGGUGAUCGAUGACCGAGACGGAGGGUCCAAGUCCGACCUGGAAGACUUCGGGGCUGCUUCUGAUCUCCAAGAUGAGCACCCGAACUCCUGGAUCCGAGACCACGAUGAGACGGGAUCGACCCCCUCAGGGACGCCGGGACCCUCCAGCGGUGGGAUUGCCUCCCAAAGUGGAGACAACUGCAGCGAGCAAGGAGAUUGCCUGGAUAACAGCGUGGCCUCCCCCAGCACGGGAGAAGACGACGACCUGGACCGGGAGAAGAAAAGAAACAAGAAACGUGGCAUUUUCCCCAAGGUGGCCACGAAUAUCAUGCGCGCCUGGCUUUUUCAACACUUGUCGCACCCUUAUCCCUCAGAAGAACAGAAGAAACAGUUAGCCCAGGACACGGGACUGACGAUCCUGCAGGUCAACAACUGGUUUAUUAAUGCCCGACGGCGCAUAGUUCAACCUAUGAUCGACCAAUCAAAUCGCACAGCAGGUCAAGGUACGCCAUACAGUCCCGACGGGCAGCAAAUGGGAGGUUAUGUUAUGGAUGGGCAGCAGCGCAUGACAAUUCACCCCCCAGGACCAAUGGGAAUGGCUAUGGGUAUGGAGGGUCAGUGGCAUUAUAUGUGAA